Messenger RNA from Vespula pensylvanica (western yellowjacket), 5072 nucleotides. Its product is annotated as gastrula zinc finger protein XlCGF26.1-like. The record is from RefSeq and is a predicted model, not a curated record. Gene Ontology annotation, molecular function: RNA polymerase II transcription regulatory region sequence-specific DNA binding; DNA-binding transcription factor activity, RNA polymerase II-specific. The coding region runs from base 2258 to 3475 and encodes 405 amino acids. Gene Ontology annotation, biological process: regulation of transcription by RNA polymerase II. The transcript has a single exon. Gene Ontology annotation, cellular component: nucleus. NCBI's taxonomy places the organism in Eukaryota, Metazoa, Arthropoda, Insecta, Hymenoptera, Vespidae.
AUAUAUAUAUAUAUAUAUAUAUAUAUAUAUAUAUAUAUCGUCAUUCUCGUGCUUUCGAAUGCCUCCGCUUUUACAAUUAUAGUCAAAGAUCACAUUGAUUCGUUUAUUGCGCUCGAUAUUUUAAAUGCGAUCACUUGAUACGACGACGACUCUUCAAAUACACAUGGAGACACGUCCAAAUUUAUAUAUAUUCGUCUCCUAAUGCACGAUAUAUAUUAUACGUUUUCGAUAAAUACUAUUUUAUUGAGUACGAAGAGGUUAAAUAUGAUAGUGCAUCAUAAUCUGCAAAACCGAAAAAAAAAAAGAGAAAAAAAAAUUACGAAAAAAUAUCAAACGUAUCCCUUGACACAUACACACAUUUUAACCGACGAGAAUUCCGGAGGAAGUCACACGUGACACUAGAAUCGCUAGAGAAAUGCAGGAAGAGACGAGAAGAGGAGACAGCUAGUGUGUACGUCGCUCUAACAAAAAACUAGGAUUCUACGUGGAGAAAUUCUUAUUUCAGGCGAGUAUCUCUUCAAUCUAUGUUGUUAAUCUACGAGACAAUUAAUAUUUAUUAGUUUGUAACUAUUUCUUCUUUUUUUUUUCUACUUUUUUUCUUUUUUUUUUUUCUCUCCCCUUUUUUAUGUAUGUUAUUAUAUACUCAACAUGUAAUCACAUACAUAUAUUCGUUUUACAUAAUUCCUAUUUAUAUCUCGAAGACGUUGAUCGAUUGUGACGUCACUUUUUUGACGUUAGAUCUUUAUUUUGUUCAUCGUCUUUACGUGGGGAUAUUAAUUAACUCGUGAAUUUUACUCGAUUGCAACGUUCAAUACGAGUAUACUUGUCUAUUUAAAUUUUGCUCGUUUCUUUAAAGAACAAAGGAAAAAGAAAACGAGCAUUUCCAUUAAUUUUAUUUACGUUGAAAUAUCGAAUUACGUUAACCUCGUACACACACGUGGCUUGCAUUUUGCGCCAAACGUUAAUCUAUAUAAGAUAUUUAUAUUUCGCGCGUUACUGCGCUUUCGCGCCACUUUUUAUUUGGCAGCGAUAGUAGCGCACAAGUUUCAACGUAUUUCCGCUUUCCGAGGUUAACGAGGAACGUGUUUUGCGAUAACGAUUUCGUUUGUAAUUUUUUACGAACUUAACGUUAUCUCCGUCGGUUUGUCCUGUAUAUUUGUUUAUUUAUUUAUUUAUUUAUUUAUUUAUUUUUUUGUUUUUUUCUUAACACCUCCCCCUCAAUAAAAAUGUGAGCGCAUUUGACUGUUAUAUUAUUCUGUAAACCGUCGUCGAAGCGUUAAGACGUACCUUUUGUACGUUUUAGUGUUCAGUCGCGAGGUUACAGUGAAAAGAAGUGUAUAAAUAAGAAAAAAUUAGUGAAGCUGUCCAUUUUGAGAAUUACCAGUCGAAGAUCACCCAAGAAAUGGCAUACCAAAGGUGAGGCUUUGUUCUUUUUUAAAUAAAUAAUUUUAUAUUUGACAUAUUUUUCAUAUAUCUAUCUCUUUCAAGGAUUGAAGAAGACCAGAGGGCAUUUUUUUAAAAUUUCGCUUUUAGUAUCGGGUCAUGCUGCAAAGUUUUUGUACUACUUUGUGUUGUUGUUUUUUCUUUUUUUCUUUUUUCUUUUCUGUUUUAUUUAUUUUUUUCUUUUUCUCUCUAUUUACUUCUCAUCCUUUUCUCUACAUGUACACUAUCUUCUUCCCCUCGCAGUUUCCCGUACAGAAUAAAACAAUUCGAGCUAAUCAUAAGUUAACCUCGGGUCGAUAAAGUAGACAGUGACUUUUCCAACUUCGCACAUGUGCUCUCGUUUUCCAUGUGUUUUAUAGAUAUAUAUAUAUAUAUUUUUUCAAAUAAUUCAGCAACACCUACGCACUUUGCACGAUGAUCACUUUGCAGAAAUGAUACACUUACACGGAUACACAUACACGCGGAUAACACAGAAAAACACGUAUUCAAGCAGCUAAUCUCUUUUCUACCUCCUUUUUUCUUUUUUUUUACUUUUCUCUUUCUAUUUCUAUUUCUCUCUAUCUAUCUAUCUAUCUAUCUACCUAUCUCUAUCUUUGGCUCACUGUCUGUUGCAAAAUCAAAGCAAGCAAAAGAACACGAAGAAUCAAAUGUGAAACAAAAGGCACACCGUGUGCGUGUUAAACGAAGGUUAUUUCUCUUUGCCGCAAUAUCUUUGGCUUUUGUCGAUUUCAGGGAUGGAGUAGGAGGUGGAGGAGGAGGAGGAGGAGGAGGAGGAGGUGGAGGUGGUGGCGAAACCUUUGGAGGAUUAUCGGGGAUGCUACGUCAGAUACUCUCACCGUCGCCUUCACCCGAGACGGGAGAGGCCGGUAUGACGGCGAUCGGUUGUAAUUUUCUCCAGGCAAAUUCGAUCUUUUCGAAUCAAUCGUCGAUGAUGCCAUCGACGUUAUCCUCAGCGACAUUGCAAACGAUACCAUCUCAUCUCUCGAUGAUCUAUCCGGAUCAAGGUGGUCUUCUGAUGGAUCAGUCGCAGCUCGUCCUCCCGGAGUCCCAUCCCUGUCCUACCUGUGGCCUUGAGUUUCGUAGCGCUCUGAAGUUAAAUUAUCACGUGAAAACGAGUCACCCAAGGCCGCCGGAGUACGAGCAGCAAAACGUCGAAAUUACGGCGAGAUACUCGUGCUCCGUCUGCCCGAGGAGUUUCUUCGUUCUUGCGCACCUAAGAAUGCACGAGACGACGCACGAGAUCGCACCACAUUCCUCCUCGGUGUUAGGUGCAUCCUCGUCGAACGUGCCUACCUCUCGUGGUGCAAAUUCUGCUACCGGAUUGAUGUCCGGCAUGUCCGUCGUCGUACCAGCUGGUGCUGCUGCUACAGGCAACGUAGAGAAAACUUUUGGCUGUGACCGUUGUCCAGCAAGUUUUCGAUACCGUACACUAUUGGAACGUCAUAGAAGGAUGCACGAACUCGGACAGGAGAAACCUUACUCUUGUCCAAGAUGUCUCAUGCGUUUCGAGACGCGUAAUCUUUACAAUCAUCAUGCUAAAACUCACAAGCCUAGCAUCGAUAUCAACGACAGACUCGCAGCAGACAGCAAUGCGGUCUCUCUAACAGAUCCUACCCUUACGGUUACCGGGACUAACCCUUCUGUUGUCGGUUGUCCUCCAUCUACAACAGUUGUCGCUGCUAAUGCCAACAAAUCGUUGACAACGGCCUCUUAUCCUUGCGACUCCUGUUCGAAACAAUUUGCCACCAUUGAAUCCCUCACCAGUCACAAGGCCGUACACAGAUCCAGACCAUUGGUUUGCGAUGUUUGCGGCAAGGGUUUCACUCAUCGCAAGUAUUACGUCGUUCAUCAACGCAUUCACACCGGCGAGAGGCCUUAUUUAUGCGCCAUGUGUGGUAAAUCAUUUACUCAAGCGUCCACCCUCACGGUUCAUCGUCGAUAUCAUACUGGAGAACGACCUUAUACUUGUACGCUUUGUGGGAAGGGAUUCGUUACGAGAACUAUCAUGCUCAAUCAUAUGAAGAAACAUUGAAAAGGAUAUUCUGUCUAAAGAGUUGUUUCUCGUGAUAGCUUAUGAUGCAGCUAACGCGUUGAGGAUUUUUUUGUUAUAUAUAUAUACAUAUAAUUUCUAUAAUAUAUAUGUAUAUAUUCCAUAUAUGUAUAUAUAUAUAUAUAUAUAUAUAUAUAUAUAUAUAUAUAUAUAUAUAUAUGUGGAAAGAUAAGGAAGUUCAAGGUAAGAAAAAUUGAUGAAGAGAUUAACUUUAAAAUUAUAUUUCAUUUGAACGUUUCUUUUAUAUUAAUUGCAUAUUCGAAGUACCUGGGAUUAUUGUUUUUUAUAUAACAAUCUUAACUUUAUAAGAGAAAGUUAUAUGGACUGUAACAGGUUGUAAUAGUUGUAAUGCAAAAUCGUAAAAGAAUGAGAUAAUUAUUUAAUAUUUAGAUUGUAGUGUGAAUAUGAUCUCUGUGAUAUCGAUUGAGAUGCCUCUAUCAUAUUAUUAUACAAUCGAAUGUGAAAUUUUUAUCGUUAAAAUUGAGAGGCAUAUAUUGAAAUAUAUGUUUAGAUAAAAGUGAACAAAAAAAAAAAGGAAUAACAAAAGAGGAAUAUUAAUGAAGAAUACAGAGUAAUAUACGUUUAGGUAAUUAUCUCGCUCGAGUUUGUUAGUUACUCGCGAGAAUGGUAUUUCGUACCUGUGUAGGAUAUAUUGAAAUUUCAUUUGUAGUUUAACGUGCCUAAGACAUGUGCCUAAUUUUUCUUAUUAAUCUUAAAACAUCAUGUGCAUUAAAAGUAAGAAAUAUAUUGGAAGGAACACGCGUUUUAUGUACGCAACUUAUGAGAUUAGACGAAUGGGAGAUUUAUAGAGUUUUAAAUGCAAUUUAACUUCAAAGUGCAAUAUAUACAUAAAAAUAUAUAUAUAAAUAUAUAUAUAUAUACACACACACACGAAUUUAAGACGUUUUUAGGUUUAAACCGCAUAGUAUCAUGAUAGUCGAACAAAAAAUAAACUAUCGACAAAUUUAGGUGCUUUUCAUGACUGCAAGCGGUACAAAUCUUAUCGCUAUAAUACACUAAGUGGUUACAAAACGUAAGUAUAAAAAUGUUUAUACAUUUGUACCUAAUUAAUUAAUAUCUAGCGACUGCAGGAAAAAAAAUGAUACAAUUAUAUAUAUAUAUAUACACACACACACACACAUAUAAUCUGUGGUGAAUUAUCGUUAAAAACAUUUUUCAUCACCAAUCGAUGUAUCUUUUAUGUCGGAUUAAAGUUAUCGUAAAUGUUAUAUCGUAAAUAUACACGAAUAUGUAUUAUUUAUUUAAUUUAAGUUCGUAACAUAAACAGUUAUGAAUCAUAAAUUUUAAUAAAAAUAAGAAAGAAAGUGUUCUAUUGUUGAAAAGCGCGUCGGUAAAGUCACUUGCGAUUAUCGACCAACGGUAAUAACUCGUAUCUAGGAUAUCUACUAUAUCAAAGAAAUGAAAGUAAUUUUCAUUUUGUUUCUUCGAUCAUCGUGUGUUAUAUAUGGUUUUAUAUAUUAUUUAAUAAUAUUAACAAAUAUUUUUCAGUUUCGUGAUAAUAGAUGGCUAAACAGAUCUAAACUACUCUUUACGAUGAAUAAAUAAAUAUACAAGAUAA